UCCUUUGAGUUGUAGACAGCUGUUAAGAACCCUAAGAGAAACAAUGUCCAUAAAAGCUUUCUUGACGGGCAUAGAUACCUGUUAAAUUUAAAGUUCCGUACUAAUCAUUAUUGAAAGCAAACGCGUUUUAAUUACAGGACGCGUUUUAAUUAUAACGCCUCAAUUUGUGGUACAUAGCUUUUUCCUCACCUGUACUUAGAAGUCGAGAAAGCGUUUUAAUCUGACAGAAGCCACACUGAAACUUCAAUAGGCUGAGGAGUUGAGGAAUCUUCAUUUACCAGUCAUUUGAUACCCAUUUUUCCAUAACCCUAAUAUUGGGUUUUCCUCUGUGAGAUUUGCAGAUGUAACGAUGGCAGCCGUGACGGCUUCUGCUUCACUGCAGUUUAUUGUUGUUUUCGCAAUGGUAGCUUUCUCUGCAAUUUUUUGUCAGGCUAUUGACAAACCCACUGGAGAAAUAUGCAAGAACAGUAAUGAUAACAGCACUGUGUGCCAAGGAGUAAAGGGGCUUAAAUUCUCAAAUGUUUCAAUGGCGGGAUCGAACUCAUCUCCGCGUGCAUCUUCCACAUCUGCUCCUUCCACAAAAUCUCCGUCAUCUACACCUGCAACAAAAUCUCCGUCAUCUACACCUGCAACAAAAUCCCCAACAAGAGGAAGGACACCCAAGACUCCACCCAGUUCAAACGAUGGAUCUGAUGAUAAUACUAAGAAUAUGAGUUCCCUAUUUAUUGUUGCUCGCCCAUCUUUGCAGGCUCUGGCUCUGCACUUCCUGUGGGAUUCACGACAUGCUUCCUCUUGCCUUCUGUGGAUCCUUGUCUUUGGCUGCUCUCCCAUUCAUAUUCCAACAAUUGGUAUCAGAGCAUUGGGUUACGGGUUUGAAUCUCAGGAGGCCUCUUUCAUUUUGUUGGUGUGGAACCUUCAGUCAGUGCUGAGGGGGAGAUUGUUGACUUGGUCAGCACCUCCUUUGGGCUUCACGACAUGUGCUUCCUCUCGCUUCCUGUGGAUCCUUCUUUGGCCGCUCUCUCGUUCGUUGACAACUCAAGCUUUUGGCAUAAUGGUAGUGGUGAUUCCAACACUCCCAUAUCACGACCGUCUUCUAAAGACAAAGUAAACAAUUUCAUAUGAAUAAAAGUCUCCUUGCUUUAGGGUUUUUUCAUGUUUUUAGGCAAAUUAGCCAUUCAUAGAAUUUUCAAUGUGAACAUAAUUGGCUCAAGUACAUAAAAACCUUUGUUAAUACUA
Cryptomeria japonica (Japanese cedar) is the source of this 1236-nucleotide messenger RNA. RefSeq lists its product as uncharacterized. The record is from RefSeq and is a predicted model, not a curated record. The coding region runs from base 350 to 1108 and encodes 252 amino acids. The transcript is spliced from 2 exons. Lineage: Eukaryota; Viridiplantae; Streptophyta; Pinopsida; Cupressales; Cupressaceae.